UUUGAAUCGAGAACUAAUUGCACUUUCGAUUUUCAGAACAGCAUAUUUUGGAUGCGGAACUCCGAGACGUUUGUAAAAUGGCUGGAUAUUUUGAAAAACAGAGAUUUGAACUGUGUGCGCUGCAUGCGCUGAAUAACUUGUUCCAGAAACAGGAAUUCACUCGACAAGAGUUGGAUGACGUCUGUCGAAAUCUGGAUCCGGACUCCUUUCUGAAUGCGCAUAAAUCCUGGAUUCCGGGUUUCGGCAAUUACGAUUACAAUGUUAUUGCUGUUGCUCUUAAAUCGAGGGGAUAUUCGCUGAAUUGGUUUGACUCAAGAAGAGAUCCGUCUGAGAUUUGCACGGGUGACGAUGCGUUGCUUGGUUUGAUAGCAAAUAUAUCUUCCAACUUGAAGAUUGGACCAGUCGAGAUUCCUUUUGCAAGACGUCAUUGGGUCGCAAUCCGCGACCUGAAAGGCAUGGAAACCGGAUAUUAUUUGUUGGAUUCCAAACUUCCUGAGCCUAAAUUUAUAGGCAACAAAAAUGAUCUCGUGGAGUUCCUCAGAGAAUGGAUGCUUGAUGGAGAUAAACAAGUCAUGUUCGUCCUGAAAGAUGACGACGACAUUUCUCAGUCUAGUUCGUGACGCAUUUUAUCGAAUUUCUUAGCUUUAUUAUCGUAUAGCUUCAACCGCGAGAAAAAUCUGUCCAUGUUAUUUUAUGCUUCUUCUUCGCGGAUCUGCAUUGGGUUAAUUCUUGAGAGAGAUGAUGUCUGAACUUUCUAGUUUUAUGAAGACACAGUUUCGUAGUGGCCGCUUAUUUUUUGAGCUUCUUGUGAAGUUGUAAACGUAUCGUGUAAGAAGUUAGAAACCGUGGGUCGAAGUUGUUAUAGGAGUCGAAACACUUGAGGACUUCUGCUCACACAGUUUUUAGUACAAAAUGUGUUCAGAGAAAGGACGAAGGGUGAGAAGCGCUGCUAUUCCGGUGUGAAAUUUGACGAGAGUGAUUCAUAUAGGAUAAGAAUUUUCAAUCAAAAAGCUUUGUAAACUGAGAAAUCUAUAGAAGUCUCAGAUAUAGCGGCAUAAAUGAAUAAUUGGGUAUUAUAGAAGCGAAGUUCUCUUAUUUAUUCGUAUUAUCUACGAAAUUUGGCUGCGUGUCAAAUGGAAACCAGAGACUGUUUUUUCGAUGUUCGAUGGAUGUGGAAACAUUGAGAAGGUGAAAUAAAAUUAGGUUUGAUGUAAAUUUUCAAGAUGAAUCGCAAUGAUUGAAGAACUGCUGGUGGUUUGUUCUCCAUAAUUUGCUGAGCCUAAUGUGUUGGGAAAACAGAAUUAGCAUGUGAAUGAGAA
This is a messenger RNA of Notodromas monacha, 1319 nucleotides long. The record is from the annotation of a GenBank genome assembly. Lineage: Eukaryota; Metazoa; Arthropoda; Ostracoda; Podocopida; Cyprididae.